This is a messenger RNA of Dibothriocephalus latus, 1026 nucleotides long. NCBI's taxonomy places the organism in Eukaryota, Metazoa, Platyhelminthes, Cestoda, Diphyllobothriidea, Diphyllobothriidae. The record is from the annotation of a GenBank genome assembly.
CUGGCUUACUUUGAGAGGCGCGCUUGCAUCAUGUCGGUUUCGAAGUUGACCUCCGAGAUGACGAGACACUACGCUGGCCAAGCAAUCAAGCAAACCUACGUCCUCCUCUUGGGCCUGGAUGUGAUUGGUAAUCCAUUUGGCGUGAUCCGGGGGGUGGCACAGGGCGUGGAGGAUCUCUUCUACGAACCCGUCAAGGAGUUCGGAGAAGGUGUUGCCCUGGGAGUACGCAGUUUUGUUGGCCAUACUGUUGGCGGCGCCGCGGGUGCAGUAUCCCGCAUCACCGGCACCCUGGGCAAGGGAGUGGCUGCCCUUACUCUCGACGAUGACUAUAAACGUCGACGACGGGAACAGCUGUCUCGUCGUCCCGCCAACUUCUCCGCAGGUCUAGCCCAGGGCGGCAAGGAUCUGGUCAUGGGUGUCGUCGAUGGAGUAACCGGCAUCGUCAUGCAGCCAAUAGGUGGUGCCAAAAAGGGGGGCGUUGGCGGCUUUUUCAAGGGUAUGACAAAGGGCCUCGUUGGAGUCGUUACUCGCCCAAUCUCCGGAGUCGUUGAUUUUGCCAGCAGCUCUUUCGAGGGAAUUCGUCGGGCCACUUCAACGUCCAAAGAUGUCAGUCGGGUACGACCGCCACGUUUCAUUGGCCUUGAUGGCGUGAUUCGACCAUAUGACCUGUAUCAGGCGCAAGGCAACAUUAUCCUGAAGCCUUUCAAAGAUGCCUCCGAGGAGUACGUUAUCCAUGUGCCGCUGCGCAAGCCGAAAACGGUCUGUAUAUUGACCUCACGGCGCCUUUUGGUUCUGAGUUUCAACGACAUUCUUGGCAGCUGGUCGUGUGAUUGGCAGAUAAGCCUCGCGGAGCUGGAUGGAGCGCCCACCGAGUGUGCUAGCGGUCUCGAGCUGAAGCUACUUAAGGCGCAGCGGAGGGUCUUCGGCUCUUCCACCAUUUCCAAGUUCAUUGAGGCGGACGUCGACCAAGCUAGGCGUUUACAGGCCAAAAUAGUACAGAGGAUGUCCACGGAGGAGGCUUCGUGA